Episyrphus balteatus (marmalade hoverfly) is the source of this 3862-nucleotide messenger RNA. Its product is annotated as paired box protein Pax-6. Lineage: Eukaryota; Metazoa; Arthropoda; Insecta; Diptera; Syrphidae. The record is from RefSeq and is a predicted model, not a curated record. Gene Ontology annotation, molecular function: DNA-binding transcription factor activity, RNA polymerase II-specific; RNA polymerase II cis-regulatory region sequence-specific DNA binding. Gene Ontology annotation, biological process: regulation of transcription by RNA polymerase II; anatomical structure development. Bases 820 to 3390 code for a protein of 856 amino acids. The transcript has 9 exons.
UGGCUGGUUGACGCUCACCCCAAAAAACCUCUACACUUAUUGAUGUGUGUCAUGAAGGUAGUGUUUGUACCUACACGAAACAGUAUCAGUAUCCAUAUCAGUUAUUCCGUACCGGGUCCCCGUUGCAAAUUCGUACGCAAGCCAACAACGUUGGUUUUACAAAACUCAACCUAACUUACAUAGUUCGUAGAAUUUGGAACAAAAGCAAUUAUAUGUUAACAUAUUUUGCGUUUUAGCGUCGUCGUGCUAGUAGAUAUGUUCUUUUGGUGCUAUCGUCGUUUUCUGCCGUCACCGUUGUCGUCAGAGUUUAAACGCGUUUUUAUUGAAAUUGCCGUUGGCGUUGGUUUGCAAUAUUUUGCUUAAUUUUCCAUUUUUUGAUUUUUGUUUUUCUAAUCAAUUACCUACCUAUAAAUUAUUGACAACACGUCGUCGCCGUCGAGACAAAUUUCGAUGUUGAAGUAAGACAUUGUGCGUCUAAGAUUAUUGUGUCUGUGUUUUGUGUGUGAAAACAGCAUGAAAAAUUGCAAAUAUUUCUUAAAAAAUAAAAUAUGUAUUUAUAUGAAGUUAAAAAAUAGUUAAAAGAAGCUAACAAAAGGAAAACAAAAAAACAAACACCUGUAGGAGCUUAAUUCAUAAUUCAAACAACAACAACAACAGCAUCAACAACAACAACAAAUUAGGCACAUAUUUAAUAAUAAAUAAUGGCCAAAAAAACAAAACCACAAAAAAAGUGAAACCAAGUGAAUAAUGUUAAAUAGAAAUUCAGAAAACUAAAUAACAAAUAAGAAGAUAAUUAAUCGCAGUUAAACAAGUGUGCAAAUGUUUGCAUUGCAACCAACACCGGCUAUGGGAGCUGUGGUUGCUCCAUGGUCCGGUUCAAUGAUUGAUAGGAUACCAUCGUUGGAUGAAAUACCGCAUAAAGGUAAAGACAAUGUCAUUGCCAUGAGAAAUCUACAGUAUAUGGGUACAGGAAAAGUUGCUGCUGUGGAUACAACAACGGCCGAAUCAUCCUCUACUCCGACACACUCGUCAUCGUCAUCAUCAUCGUCGUCAUAUUUUGCAGCGACAACUUAUUACCAUUUAACUGAUGAUGAAUGUCAUAGUGGAGUAAAUCAAUUGGGUGGGGUAUUUGUUGGUGGUCGUCCGUUACCCGACUCAACACGACAAAAAAUUGUUGAAUUAGCACAUUCUGGUGCUCGUCCUUGUGAUAUAUCACGCAUCCUUCAAGUAUCGAAUGGAUGUGUUAGUAAAAUACUUGGAAGAUACUAUGAAACCGGUAGUAUUCGACCAAGAGCGAUAGGUGGCUCUAAGCCACGUGUAGCAACAGCCGAAGUGGUUAGUAAAAUUUCGCAGUACAAACGUGAAUGCCCAAGCAUAUUUGCAUGGGAGAUUCGUGAUAGAUUACUUCAAGAUGGAGUUUGUACAAAUGAUAAUAUACCUAGUGUUUCCUCAAUAAACCGUGUUUUAAGAAACUUGGCGGCCCAAAAAGAACAACAACAACAUCCUUCAAGUAAUCAAGGGAACGGUGGUGCUGGAGGAACAAAUGGAAGUACAUCAAGUAGUAAUGGCGGCCAACAACAGCAACAGUCUAUUGCAACACCAUUAAACUCAGCUGGAAGUGUUGGUAGUAGUAAUUGCAAUGGCGGUAGCGGUUCACUAGGCGCCACUGGUAACAGUGUCGGUGGCGGCGGCCUUAUUGAUGUGGGUAGUGAUUCGGUUUAUGAUAAAUUACGUUUACUAAAUGGUCAUUAUCAUCACCAUACGCAUGCGCACAAUCAGAGCGCUCAAGCGGCUGCAGCCGCUGCAGCAGCAGCUGGAUGUUGGCCGCGAGCACCACCGUCUUGGUAUUCGACACCGUUGAGUGGAAGUUCACCAUUUCCACCUUCAUUGCAGCCCCUAAGUCCCAGCGGUGGAUCAGUGGGAUCAGUGUUGGGUGUUGGCAGUUGUCCUAUCACUCCCGAAGAUAUUCAUUUGAAAAAAGAACUUGACGGUCAUCAUUCAGAUGAAACUGGUUCGGGCGAAGGUGAUAAUUCGAAUGCUGGUUCAAAUUUAGGUGCAAACGAUGACGACCAGGCACGACUUAUUUUAAAACGAAAACUGCAGCGAAAUCGUACAUCAUUUACUAAUGAUCAAAUUGACAGUUUAGAGAAAGAAUUCGAACGAACCCACUAUCCAGAUGUUUUUGCUCGCGAAAGGUUAGCGGCGAAAAUUGGGCUACCCGAAGCACGUAUCCAAGUUUGGUUCUCGAAUCGUCGUGCGAAAUGGCGACGAGAAGAGAAACUUCGCAACCAGCGUCGAACACCAAAUAAUAAUACUACAACAACAACUUCAUCAACUUCAUCAACUCCGGGAAAUACACUGGGCAGCAAUGGCGGUGAAAGUGGAAGCAAUGGUAGUAUUGGUGGCUUAGCCAUCAAUAAUAAUAGUUCAACAGUAAGCGGUGGCGGAGGUGGUAAGUUUACAACUAAUAGUAGUCAUCCAGCAUUCCAACUCUACUCACUUGGUCGUAAUCCAGCCAUCAAUUCAAUGACAGAUCUCAGUCCACCGUCAUCAUUAAACAACGGCGGUACACCAACAUCAUCUGAUCAUCAUCAUAUGCAUCAUCAUCAAUCCCAGAGUGGCAGAGGUUUGCUCAGUACGAGUCUAAGUUUGGGAAAUACUCAUCAUCUUGCGUCAUCAGCUGUGCCAUCACUGUCACCUCGAUUAAAUUUGAAUAGUGGUUUCAGCAGUACAAUGGGCGCCAUGUACUCGACGGUUCAUCAUCCUCCAAUGCCAAUGAGUGAUUCAUAUAGUCCAAUGACGUCCAUGUCCUCGUUCACGCAUCCAUCAAUCACAUCCAUGCCAUCAUCCCCAAAUAUUGGCAUCGUGCCAUCAGGAAUCUCAGCCACAUCAGCCACAAGUUGUUUGCAACAACAUCAGCGUGAUCUUACUCCACCAUCACUGUACCAGUGUCAUAUGUCACUUCGUGGACCUAUCCCACCACCAUUAGGCGGUCCAUAUUCGUCCCAAAACUCCACCGGUGGCAGCAGCAGCGGAGGUGGUGUACCAGGCAGUGUAAGCGGAGGUUCAUGUACCCCUAACUCUAGUAUACCGCUACCUGCACUUUCUCAUCCAUCCACACCGACGCAUCCACAUCAAGCGACUGCGGCAGCAGCAGUUGCAGCAGCAGCCUACGACUCACUUGGCCUCACUGGUUACGGUCCUCCACCACCUCCACCGCCGACUGCUUCCAGCGACGCUCGCCACUCUCCAUGCAGUCCACAUCAAAGCUACCAAAUGGCUGCAGCAGGCUCGGUUGUUCAAUCGAGUUCCUAUGCCAAUGGGGGUAACAAUAACAAUAGUUCAGGUAAACAGUUCUUUGCCUCUUGUUUUUAUUCUCCUUGGGUUUAAAACACCACACAAUAUCCGCAAAACAUUGUUACUAACAAGCACAGGCAUUCGCCCUUAUCUAUAUAUCAAAAAAUUAUUUUGACGAAAAUGGUUGUGCAGGUUUUUAUGCAAAACAAGGCACAAAUAAUAAUUAAAAAAUAACAAUAUCAACAAAUAAUUCAUUAUUUGUCGAUUAACAGAAAAGUUAAUUUAUAUUUCGGUGCUAACAGAAAAUUGCACAAAUUUUUUAUUUUUUUCAUUGUUAUCUUUUUCCGUUGUAUUUUUUUUAUUAAAUUUAAAAAUAUAUCGAAAAAGGGAUUUUUUUAUUUAUUUAUUUUUUCUUUGAAGAAAGAUGUACAUAUCGAACAGGUUUAGUUGAGCAUAAACAUACAUUAAAUGAUUAUUAAAAUACUAAGAUAUAUAAAAAGGUUACAUACUGAACCAUUUAUCUUUAUAAACACCAUUCAGAAUGUAAAAAUUUAAAACACUUUAA